This is a messenger RNA of Xylaria bambusicola, 2221 nucleotides long. RefSeq lists its product as uncharacterized. The record is from RefSeq and is a predicted model, not a curated record. Lineage: Eukaryota; Fungi; Ascomycota; Sordariomycetes; Xylariales; Xylariaceae. Gene Ontology annotation, cellular component: precatalytic spliceosome. Bases 350 to 1966 code for a protein of 538 amino acids. The transcript has a single exon.
CUACCACUCACGCAUCGGCGAUUUCUUCGCAGACCUCGACUGCGAGUACUACCUUGUGCCUCCGUCCACGAUUGAAACGGCACCCCUGGCCAAACCGCCCUCGGAGUCGUCCGUCUCUUCGACCACGGACUCGACAGCGACGAACCCGUUGUCGCCCAUAUUCCCCCGCUCGAACUCGUACUCGAGCUUACACCCAAUUACUGCUGGUGCCUCAAACCUAAACCCUUAUAAGCCCUUGCGACCCCGUCCACGUUCCAUCAGGCCAUGUGUCCCCGCCUUAACACCAACGGGCUUCGCCCAGUUCUUCACCAAAUGCCUCCUCGCGCACCCGGACGAGGAAGCGAAGCGCAUGAACAAAAUCGCCAGCGAGCUAGCUCUGGUUGCAGACGUGGGUCCAAGUAAUUUCAUGUUCACUUCUUCUGGUAGUAGUACCCCAAAUACACCCCUCAGUCCCCUCAUCUCCGCAUCGAUUCUGCAGAACCCACUGGCGUCCCCCACGGGCCUUAUCCCUGGAGCCAGUGUAAGCCGAGGCGAAAAGCUCCCACGACAAUUUGUCCGCAGCCUCCUCCCAGUGAAAUCAGACGCGAAGUCGCGAAAAAUCCUCGCUGCUGCUGUGGAAGAUCUCUUGUGCGAUUUGAACCUUCCCGCCUCCUCUUCUGCCGUUACUUCUACUUCUGCUUCUCGUUCCCUUGUAUCAGUUGCGACGGUGCCCUUGGCGGCGACAUCGGCAUUCCAUUUGGCGGAGCAAAAUCGUCGAUGGUCUGUUGCCAAUGUCUCGACGAACUCAAGCCUGAGCUUCACCCCGAACUCGGGGUGGAACAGCAACGUCCCGCACUUGCCGCCGCCUCCUGUGCCUUUGCCUCGCAACGGUAUCAAUGAUAUCAUCAAGGCUGGAGGCAUUGAACUGCCCGUGGGCGGCAAGAAUAGUGGCGGCUCAUCGACGCCGAAACCACUUCCACCACCUUCAUCUGCGGGACCUUUGAUUAGGUCUCGGACAACUCCUACUCCUACCCCUCCUGUCACCAAAAAUGGCGGGGUAGACAGCCUGAGCUCCGACUCGGCGUCUAUGGCGCUCCUGGGACGCGGGUUGAACCGGCACAACAGCUACCGCCACUCAUACCACGAGCACAGACGCUACGGGCCGGCCGAAGUCGUCGUUCAGCCAUACAACAAACCACAACAGCAACAGCAGGUGAAACAAGGACCGUCGUCGUCAGCAGUGGCACUGCGAUCGAGGAAUCGCACAACGCAGUUCGAGCUCGGCGUCGCAGAUGAAGACGCCGACGACGGAGACUCCGCGAGCUCCGACACUAUUACGACCGUUGCCACCGUUACGCCGCGGCCCGACAGGGUCGAUAGGCGGAGUAGUUACCAUGGGCACGAGCACGAGCGCGAGCGCGAGCGCGACAGAGGGCGGGAGAGGCCUAGAGAAAAGGAGCGGUGGUGGGCGCCGUUUAGCCGUGAGAGGGAGCGCGAUAAAGAUCGGGACAGAGACCGCGAGCGCGAAAGGGACCGGGAUAGAGACCGAGAUAGAGACAGAGAUAGGGAAAGGGAUAGAGAAAGGGAUAGAGAAAGAGACAGAGAUCGCGAUCGCGACCGCGACCGCGACAGACGCGGCCCACCGACUCCCGCACCAACCCCAGCGCCGCGACGCUUCGCCGACCGACGACGCAGCACCGCGGGCGUCUUGCCCACAUUAUCUACCAUCAACCCAAGCAGCGCGACAUCAUCUAGUAACGCCAGAUCAGCACAAGCUGGGAACAGCAGUGGCAAUAGUAGCAGUAGCGGGAGCAGCGGCGGGGGCGGUAGUAUUAUUAAUUCUGGUGCUAAUCCUCCCGCGGACAAGAAUAGUAGCGGCGCCCUCGUUGUCGCGCAGCAGCAGCCUGACGAGCGCGGACCGACGUGGUCGGAAGUCAUUCGCGCGCAACAGCAGCAGGAGAAGUUGCAGGCGCAGCGGCGGUCAUGAUGACUGGUGUUACGGUUACUUAUUUACUUACUUACCGAGGUGAGGGGGGCGUUGGGUGUAAGCUGGGCACAGGCAGACGGGGGGGCAUUUUGUUAUUUCUUCUGAUAUGAGGCGUGAUGGGAUCCGCGAUUUGUGCGAUUUACGUUCUAUGGAGGGGUUAACUGUUGGUCUAGGUAGGGGAUACCUAGGAUGGAGGUUGGGACUGGACUGGAUCGGACUGGACGCAUUUCUGAGGUCAAGGCAAAAGUUGGAGAU